Molecule: messenger RNA, 1528 nt
Organism: Tarenaya hassleriana
Lineage: Eukaryota; Viridiplantae; Streptophyta; Magnoliopsida; Brassicales; Cleomaceae
Product: RING-H2 finger protein ATL5
Exons: 1
Coding region: 174-995 (273 amino acids)
Biological process (GO): protein ubiquitination
Source: RefSeq, a predicted model, not a curated record
UUCGUGGAACAGAUGCGCAACAUGUGCAUCUUUUUGUCUAUAAAUAAGGAGUAUUAAUAAACCCACAGACAGGAGCACAUUGUAACCUUCCCACUCUCUUAAACCCAUCCCUUCGUCUUCUUCGUCCAAACUAUUUCAGAAUCCUCUCUCUCUCUCUCUCUCUAGAACUGAUAAUGGCCACGAGCGACCAAAACAGCAAGACCCUUUGGGGGAGCGUGAACCAUGGGCCGUCGAGCUACGCCCUCAACGGCAAGAUCAUGCUUUCCUCUGUAAUCGUCCUCUUCGUCGCCGUCAUUCUCAUCCUCUGCUUCCACAGCUACGCCAGAUGGCUUUUCCGGAGACAGAACCGCCGCAUUCGCCGCCGCAUCAGGGCCCACCUCCGCUCCCUCUCCGCCGCACGCGACCCUGCUCUCGCCUCCUCCCUCGCCCCGCUCGACCCGGCCGUGCUCGACAACAUCCCAGUCUUCGUCUACGCGCCUCCCAAGACCCUCGACGCGCCCCCGAUGGAGUGCGCCGUCUGCUUGUCGGAGUUCGAGGAGGAUGACGAGGGGCGAGUCCUGCCCAAAUGUGGCCACGCCUUCCACGUGGACUGCAUCGACACGUGGUUUCGUUCGCGGUCAAGUUGUCCGCUCUGCAGAGCCCCGGUUCAAGCCGAUAACCCAGCAAUCCUACCCGAGCAGCCCAUUUCCGAGACUACCGAACCGGCCGUUCCUGUUUGUUCAUCGGUUAAACCGGGUGUGGAUACCGAAACCGGUAGUUCAUCUUCAUCAGACGAUUCCUCCUCCUCCUCCUCCUCGUCAUCUUCAUCGCCGACGCCUUCUUCGCCGGUAAUCUUUCCGCCGGAGAGGUGCCCUAGGCAACCGGUCGAGCUGGUUGGUAUAAUUGUGGAGGUGCCCAGGGAAAUUGACGCUCCCAGUACCAGUUUACCCGGUGAAAAUGGGUCCAAGUUUCCGGGUAAUCGGGUUCUAUCCUUGAAAAGGCUAUGGAGCAUUUGAUAAUUUUUUUUCUUGCUUCUAAGAGAAUAAAAAUCCGAGAAUCGGAUACCGAGGAAUCCGGAAGCGGGCAAGGAAACAAGGGGUUUGUGUUUUUCUAAAACCGGAUAGUGAUGACGACACGUGGCAAUUUUGACUGGCCGACGUGGCCGUCAGUCCCGGACUUCGGAUAUUCGUCUAAAUUUCAUACGGCGUUUGGAUUCGGACGGAACUGGAGUAGUUGUUUGUAUAUAUGAAACGGUGUCGUUUAAGCGCCUGUUGGCUCGUUCGUUUGUUUGUUAUUUUUGUGGUCUCUUUGGAGUUUGGGUUGGUUUCUUGUUUACUUCCCCACGAAAUUGUUUGGGCUUUGUGAAAAAAGAGAUUGUAACCAAAUAACUGAGAAGCAAACGAACGGUUGAAUGCAGAAAAUUUGAUCAAGUCUCUUAGUCUCGCUGAUUUCUAUUUGUUAACCGGCCGAGAAAUUUGAAAACGAUCAUUCUUCCUAAUUUGUUGUAAUAAAAAAUAAAUGGACUCCAUACCAUAAGGGUGUCUUUUUA